Molecule: messenger RNA, 4771 nt
Organism: Notolabrus celidotus (New Zealand spotty)
Lineage: Eukaryota; Metazoa; Chordata; Actinopteri; Labriformes; Labridae
Gene: sarm1
Product: sterile alpha and TIR motif containing 1
Exons: 8
Coding region: 745-2877 (710 amino acids)
Biological process (GO): signal transduction; response to axon injury; negative regulation of MyD88-independent toll-like receptor signaling pathway
Cellular component (GO): dendrite
Molecular function (GO): NAD+ nucleosidase activity; signaling adaptor activity; protein binding
Source: RefSeq, a predicted model, not a curated record
GCCCUGUGAUGAGCAUGCUUUAACCUGCAGCGAUGCAGGGAGGAGAGCAGGAGAGGAAACAGAGAGGGGAGGGGUGCUCCUUAUGCUGCUCAUCCCCGUCAAUAUCCGGAGCCGGUGGGCGGUGCUGAGACCCCUGAAGAUACCCAGAUAGCCUGCUGAUGCCGCUGACCAAAGGAUCCGAUAGGCCAGUGGGGAUGCUUUUGCGUAGUGCUGUCAUAUUUUGUAUUUUGUCAGGUGACGCGCCGCGACAGAGAGUCUGAUAACUUGGAAUGUUGAGACAACAGUCUUUUCUUUGUCUUCCUGCUCAGAGAAUUCAGAGAUAAACAACAAUAGAGGAUUUAUUCUCCGGGAAACAGGCAGGGAAUAAGGAGCUGCUUCGAGGGCUGUCAGAUUGAAGCAGCUGGACUGAUAUUUUUUCCUCUUUUACAGGCUUAUCUUCCAUCAUAUUUCGUUAAAGGUUUAAGUCAUCUAUAGGCCGGUGGGAUAAAGAGACAAAGCAGCAGCUGCUGAGGUAGGACUAUGCGCAGACAAAAUCCAGAUCUGCUUAUGAGUGUUUACGCGCUUACCGCCUGGGAUGACAACGAAAGACGUGAUGCAAUUUGGUGAAAGCUGUCAACAUUGAUUUACAACAGAGGGCCCACCUCGGCGCAUCUGUGAGUGUUAACGAGGCGUCCAGUAUCCCGGAAGAGAUUGACACAGAUCAGAGCCCUCUGUAAACAAACAACGACGUGUUUCUGCAGGUCUAUGCUCUUUUCUCUCGCGCUCUUCCUUUGGAGACUCUACCGACAUUUCUCCAUCAUGUUCAGCACAGACAGACUCACAGUCCCGGAGUAUGUCAGCCGGCUGCAGAGGGGCAGGAGCGGCCCUUGCCCAGACCCCAAAGCGGUCUCUCCGGGCAUCAAUGCUGACGUCCAGGCGGUUUUGGACGGCUCGCUCCCCGCCCUGCGGUGCGCCAUCAAAAGGCUGAAGUCAGCCAAAGAAACCUCUGACUCCGACGAGACCAGAGGGGCUAUCGCUGAGAUCUUCCAGCUAGUGGAGGAGGCCUGGGUCCUGCCCACUGUAGGCCGUCAGGUGGCCGAGGAGAUCUGCAACAGGAUUCGGCUGGAUGGAGGCCUGGAGCUGCUGCUGCAGCUUCAACAAACACCUGCUGUGGAAAUCACCUAUGAGUCUGCAAAACUGCUGGAGCAGAUCCUCAUCUCAGAGAACAGGGAUUACAUAGCCCGUCUUGGUCUGGGGGUCAUCCUCAACCUGACCCGACAGCAGGAAGACGCUCAGCUGGCCCGCAGUGUAUCAGGGAUCCUGGAGCACAUGUUCAAACACACUGAAGAAACCUCUGUUCACCUCAUUUCUAAUGGUGCCCUUGAUACCCUCCUCUUCUGGUGCCGAGGCACAGACCCCACUGUUCUGCGCCACUGUGCUGUGGCUCUAGCAAACUGUGCCAUGUACGGAGGCCACCGCUGUCAGAGAUGGAUGAUUGAGAAACAGGCAGCCGAGUGGCUUUUCCCAUUGGCUUUUUCCAAAGAGGAUGAACUCAUUCGCUUCCACGCUUGUCUUGCUGUCGCUGUGUUGGCUGCAAACAAAGAAAUUGAGAAAGAGGUGGUGAAGUCUGGAACCUUGGAGCUGGUUGAGCCGUUCAUCGCCUCUUUGGAUCCGGAUGAUUUUGCCCGCAGCUUGCUGGACAGUGCAGACAGCAUGCAGGGCAGGACGGCCUCUGAUCUGCAGCAUCUUCUGCCAUUACUAGACGGCACAAGAUUGGAGGGAAAGUGCAUUGCAGCCUUUUACCUGUGCGUUGAGACCAGCAUCAAGUCUCGCCAGCGAAAUACUAAGAUAUUUCAAGAGAUUGGAGCGGUGCAGAGUCUAAAGAGGAUCGUCAUGUACUCCAGUAAUGGGACAGCAUGUUCCCUUGCCAAGCGGGCGCUGAGCAUGAUGGGAGAAGAAGUACCAAAGCGUAUCCUGUCAAGUGUCCCAAACUGGAAAACCUGUGAAGUCCAGACUUGGCUGCAGCAGGUUGGGUUUAGUGCUUACAGUGACCGUUUCCAGGAGCUCCAGGUGGAUGGAGACCUCCUUCUGAACAUCACAGACCAGGAUCUAAGCGCUGACCUGGGAAUGACUGCAGGUCUCACUCGCAAGAGGUUUUUGAGAGACUUGCGUGUGCUGAAAACAUACGCCAACUACUCCACAUGUGACCCAAACAACAUGGCUGACUGGUUAGUUGAAGUAGACCCUCGUUUCCGUCAGUACACCUACGGCCUCGUCCAAUCAGGGGUGGAUCGCAACAAUGUCCAACACCUGACCGAUCAGCAGCUCCUGCACGACUGCUAUGUUAACAAUGGAGUCCACAGAGAAAAAAUACUGUCCCUUAGUAGAAGGCCUUUAAAGCCAUGCCACACUGAUGCCCAGCCAGCAGGACCCGAUGUGUUCAUUAGCUACCGCAGGACUACCGGAUCCCAGCUGGCAAGUCUGCUGAAGGUGCACCUGCAGGUUCGAGGAUACAGCGUCUUCAUCGAUGUGGAAAAACUAGAGGCCGGUAAAUUCGAAGACAAACUGAUCCAGAGUGUACAAAGGGCACGUAACUUCAUCCUGGUUUUAUCUGCCAAUGCGCUUGAUAAGUGCAUGGGGGACACUGCCAUGAAGGACUGGGUGCACAAGGAGAUAGUCACAGCCCUGGCGGGGAAGAAGAACAUAGUUCCUGUCACAGACAAUUUUAUGUGGCCUGACCCCACGUCUCUGCCCGAGGACAUGAGAGCAAUUCUCAACUUCAAUGGCAUCAAAUGGUCCCAUGAAUAUCAGGAGGCCACUAUUGAGAAGAUCCUCCGCUUUCUGAAACAAGACCAAAUGGACAGCACAGACGCCUCCAAAGUGCAGAAAAAGAAAUAAAGUGACUCUGUUUGAUUUCAGUUUAAAUAUCCUUCACUGAUGCCAAAUUUCAACAUGGCCAACCGUGAGCCGGCCAGCAGCUUAUUCAGCAAAUGCAUGUGAAUUAGAUUACAUGCUCACACACAAAGACCAGAUAUAAUAUACCGCGAAACAAUAAAUGAAAUCCAAAGAGUGGUUUCAUUGUAUAUGAUAAACUGUAAGCCUUUAACAAUAGUACCCUAACACUGCUGUAUAUGUGUAACCAGGUACAGUAUACGCCUUCUGUCUCUCAGGAAAAUAACUGUGAUAGAUCAGCCGUCAUGGGCACCCAGCAAGUCAUCAAGUAUCCAUUUCUCAAGCUUUCACUAACACAUCAAUGUACUCAAUCAUCUUUUGUUGAACUUUGUUGAACGUUUUUGUAAAUGUAUUGUUUGUAGCAGAACAGAAACUUGUCCCAGCAGAUGUUUGUAUUGAUGAUGAUGGGCUUAGUCUGAUGAUUGGGACAUGACAUGUUGUCCAGCUACAUAAUGUAAAGCUGUAACCCUGAUGCAACUGAAUAUUCAUAUAAGGGAUGUACAUGCAAGAAAUAUUCCAGUGUAGUGUUUGACAUUUCCUUACCUCAGUAAAAGUAGGUACAAAUUUCCUCCGUCCUGAAAGUGAAAAUGAUAGUAUCUGCUUUAAAGACAUGUAACCAGUUAUAAAACGGAGUGACAUAUUAAUUCAGUAUACGCCUUCUGUCUAUCAGUACAAUUCACCAGGAUUUUCCAACUUAUUUAAAUCUGUUUUUAAUGCAAAACCUGCUUUAAAGUGAGAUUUUUCAUUGCAAACGUAGUGAACUUAAUGAAAGCAGUGAAGUUAAUACAAUGAAAUCCAGCAGUAUGAUGCACAGAGGCUUUUGACUAUAAAGAACUGACGGCAAAUUAUAUCACACCUGUGCAAAAAAUAAAGAUUAUUAUUAGAGAGUAUUACAAAUUAUUUAAUAGAGCUGGAUAUAAAUAGUAAUAAAAUAUGCAUCAGGAUGUGAUUGUCACAAAUUAUUUUGUACAAUUAUUCUACUUAUGCCUGGUUGCACCGGCCUCUCUGCAGGGCUUUUUCUGGUCUAGCCUUAAUAUUGUUUGCCUUCAAUGUCAACCCAUGUUAUUGUACUAUUAUACUAUAGUCCCUGUAUGAUUAAAUCUUUAUUCCAAAGUAUAGUUAAUCAGUGUUUAAUUUUUUAUCAUGAUGUUUUAGUGUCAGACAGAUCAUUCGAAACGAGAUGGAAUAAAAUGUGUUGAAAACACUCAAAGACUAAAUCCUUUAUUUUCACUUCAUUAAACUGUGGGACAUUCAAAGAAAAAAAAAAUUCAACCAUCAUCUCUGUCACAAACUAUCAAAAUGAUCCACUUUUAUUUUAGCGACUUAAUCAAUGCUACUAAUAAAUAUUGCACACCUGAUUAGGAUGAAGAAACAACAGCUUCACAGAUCCAUUAUGUUGGAUAAUACGUCUACAGAGCAGCUUUGACCACAUGAACAAACAAACUACCGGCCAGAGUCGAAAAUAAUCUCUUAAGGAUCAAUUCACUUAACCUUUGAACUACCCUUGAGCAUUUUGAAGCCGAUUUGGUAGCUCCUGUUCCCUCAUUGUGCCACCAGGACCUGACCCCUUUGUGCAUAUUGGCUGUGGGCCUGUGCUCAGGGAAUAUCCAGUGUUGUUUGUGCUGAGGGGAGGAAAGCUGUCAAAGGAGUUUGGACUGUGAGCUCUGCUUUGUGGAGCGGUCAAGGAGUGCUAACCGUUCCUCUCUCUCUCUCUCUGCUGUGUACCAACAAAAUUUGGGCUGUUUGGCCCUGGUCAUCUCCCUGAUUAGGGUAAUACUAUGAGGCUUAGGUGCUGACAUAACUGUUGUAAAUCUUAUUAAACCACAUCUAAUAACUUCUA